This is a messenger RNA of Betta splendens (Siamese fighting fish), 5948 nucleotides long. RefSeq names its product anoctamin 3 (gene ano3). Gene Ontology annotation, biological process: chloride transmembrane transport. Gene Ontology annotation, molecular function: protein dimerization activity; chloride channel activity. Lineage: Eukaryota; Metazoa; Chordata; Actinopteri; Anabantiformes; Osphronemidae. Gene Ontology annotation, cellular component: plasma membrane. The record is from RefSeq and is a predicted model, not a curated record. Bases 217 to 3138 code for a protein of 973 amino acids. The transcript is spliced from 25 exons.
GGACGGCGAUGAUGGGGAGCGGAGCGCGAUGGAGGGGGGGGGCACGCGAAGCUUAGACAGGUGUUGCUGGGGUUUGCGCAUCGCCCGUGAGCUCGUCGGCAGGAUGGGAGCCGAGAGAACACCUCCGCAGCCCCUCCGCCGUCUCACAUACAUUCCGCAAUUUUGCUUUUCGGGAUCCGGAAUUUAAUUAACGCUGGACUCCGACCGAACGUCGCAAUGGUGCACCACUCGGGCUCCAUCCAGUCCUUCAAGCAGCAGAAAGGCAUGCACAACAGCAUCAGCGAGAUCCUGAAGGAGAAAAGCCUGAAGCCGUCUCGUCGCAGCCUGCCCUGCCUGGCCCAGAGUCAGACUCAUCCCAUCAACCUCAACCACUUCCUGUCUGUGCCUCUGAGCCCGGAGCCCAAGCCCGAGGUUGAGGCUCUGACUCAGAGCAUCAGCACCUCUUGCAGCCUCCUCCCCCCGCAGACAGAAGACGAGAGCAAGGAUCAGUACGUGGAGGAGUCAGAGGUGACCACGUGUGAAACGAGGGCGGACGAGUCAGUUCCUCAACAGAAACCUGUCACUCGCGUUAAACUAGAGGCGCGAACAGACUCAGUUCAGCGGAAGACUCCACCUGGUUCCUCUGGUCUCUUCUUCCGAGACGGGAAGAAGCGCAUUGACUACAUCCUGGUUUACAAGAAGUCAAGUCCACAAGUCGAGAAGAGAUGCACGUUUGAGAAGAACUUACGUGCUGAGGGCCUGAUGCUGGAGAAGGAGCCGUCCUUGACGAACAACGACAUCAUGUUUGUGAAGAUCCACGCUCCCUGGGACACACUCUGCAAAUACGCCGAGCAGAUGAACAUCAGGAUGCCGUUCAGGAAAAAAUGUUACUUCACAGACUGGAAGAGCAAAACCUUGGGCAGGUUUCAUCUCAGAUGUCAACAGAUCAAAAGCUGGCUUCCCCGAAAUCCCAUGAAGCUGGACAAAGAGGCCCUGCCUGACCUGGAGGAGACCGACUGCUACACAGCCCCGUUCAGCAGAGCCCGCAUGCAUCACUUCACUAUAAACAACAGAGAGACCUUCUUCUCCAAUUCCACCAGAAGCAGAAUAGUUCAUCACGUCCUGCAACGCACCAAGUACGAGGACGGAAAAUCAAAGAUGGGCAUCAAUCGGCUACUGGGCAACAGCACGUACGAGGCUGCAUUUCCUCCACAUGAGGGCGGGUAUAAGAGCAGGCACCCGAUUAAAACGCACGGGGCUCAGAACCACAGGCAUCUUCUGUACGAGCGCUGGGCCCGAUGGGGCAUCUGGUACAAAUACCAACCUCUGGACCUCAUCAGGCGCUACUUCGGUGAGAAGAUCGGCCUUUACUUUGCAUGGCUGGGCUGGUACACCGGCAUGCUGAUCCCCGCCGCCCUGGUCGGCGUCUUUGUCUUCCUGUACGGCCUCUUCACGAUGGAGUCCAGCCAAGUCAGUAAAGAGAUUUGUGAGGCCAACACCACCAUCAUGUGUCCUAUGUGUGAGGACACCUGCGACCCAUGGACGCUGAGUGACAGCUGUGUUUAUGCAAAGGUGACCCAUCUGUUUGACAAUGGGGGCACUGUGUUCUUUGCUAUCUUCAUGGCUAUUUGGGCCACAGUAUUCCUGGAGUUCUGGAAAAGGAGGAGAGCGGAACUGACAUAUGACUGGGAUCUGAUUGACUGGGAGGAGGAAGAGGAGGAGCUGAGGCCUCAAUUCGAAGCCAAGUACUCCAAAGUGGAGCGGGUCAACCCCAUCUCUGGCAGGCCCGAGCCUUUCCAGCCCUUCUCAGACAAACUCAGUCGACUCCUGGUGUCUGUGUCCGGGAUAUUCUUCAUGAUCUCCCUCGUGUUGACAGCCGUGUUCGCCGUGGUGGUUUUCCGCCUCAUUGUGAUGGAGAAGUUCGCGUCGUUCAACUGGAAAUUCGUGAAGAAGAACUGGCAGUUCGCUACGUCUGGCACCGGCGUCUGCAUCAACUUCAUGAUCAUCAUGUCCCUUAAUGUGGUGUAUGAAAAGGUCUCCUACCUGCUGACUAACUUGGAGCAUCCACGGACCGAGUCCGAGUGGGAGAACAGCUUUGCUCUGAAGAUGUUCCUGUUCCAGUUUGUAAACUUGAACAGCUCCACAUUUUACAUAGCUUUCUUCCUGGGAAGGUUUGCUGGCAGGCCUGGAAAAUACAAUAAACUCUUUAAUCGGUGGAGACUGGAGGAGUGUCACCCAAGUGGCUGUUUGAUUGAUCUGUGCCUGCAAAUGGGAGUCAUCAUGUUCUUCAAACAAAUCUGGAACAACUUCAUGGAGCUCGGUUAUCCCUUGCUGCAGAACUGGUGGUCUCGGAGGAAAAUGAAGAAAGGAGGCGGUGGAGGGCAGAAUGUAGACAAUAAAGCACAACUUCCACAGUGGGAUAAAGACUGGAAUCUGCAGCCCAUGAACGCUCAUGGUCUAGUGGAUGAAUACCUUGAAAUGGUUCUUCAGUUUGGCUUCACCACCAUCUUCGUUGCGGCGUUCCCGCUGGCUCCUCUCCUCGCUCUGCUCAACAACAUCAUCGAGAUUCGCCUCGACGCUUACAAGUUUGUCACCCAGUGGAGGAGACCCAUGCCGGCUCGAGCCACCGACAUAGGUAUCUGGCACGGCAUUCUUGAAGGUAUCGGCGUGCUGGCAGUCAUCACCAACGCCUUCGUGAUUGCCAUCACAUCAGAUUACAUCCCCCGCUUUGUUUACGCCUUCAAAUACGGCCCGUGUGUGGACAAGGGACGCCACUACGACGAUGAGUGUCUGCGAGGCUACAUGAACAGCAGCCUGUCUGUGUUUGAUAUGGGCGAGAUGAGGAACAGCAGCCAGUCCAGAUACUGCAGGUACAGGGACUACAGAGCGCCGCCCUGGAGCCCGGUGCCGUACGAGUUCACCCUGCAGUUCUGGCACGUCCUGGCCGCCAGGCUGGCCUUCAUCAUCGUCUUUGAGCACCUGGUGUUCGGCAUCAAGUCCUUCAUAGCGUACCUCAUCCCCGACAUGCCCAAAGACCUGUGCGACCGCAUGAGGAGGGAGAAGUACCUGAUGCAAGAGAUGAUGUACGAGGCCGAGCUGGAGCAUCUACAGAAGGAGAGAAAGAAGAACGGACGGCGUUAUCACCACGAGUGGCCUUAGCCCCCACCACCAGAACCUCUGCGCUUCACGCCACGCAGCCCUGAACUCACCCGCUUACCACCUGCUCUAGCUUUGGGAGUCUAGCUUGACGUGGCUGAUCCUGUACACCAAAGAACCCGCUUCAGUGGCCGGACGUUGGUUUAGGCUGUCGCUGUGAGUGACUGCUCCCUCGCCCCGCGUGGAGCUGCUCUCCGUGGGCUCUGACCUUUUCUUCCUCCCCCUGGGUUUCCCUCUGUUCUUUGGCGUCCCUAGGAAAACCUGUGCAAUUGUAAUGUUUACUAUGCAGAUGAAGGGCUGCAGAUCAGCGCCGCUGCGUUUGGCACUCGCCCUGCGCCCCUCGUACCGUCUGCACGGCAGCUAGUGCUCCGCUUGGACUCUGCUGUCGGCAUCAGCGUCUCCUCCUGGUGAUGUGACACAGCUACUGUGGUGAUUCUGCAAAAGUGAUGUGGCUACCAAAUAAAACUUACUCUGUAUCUGCCAUGCAACUGUAUAUUGCCCUUGAAGCAUGCUGGCUAAUAUUUGCAGCUAUUUAGCAAACUGCAAGGAAAAAAACAAAAACAGCAGCACUUAUGGAUGUUAAUGUCCAUUCAGUAGAUUUGACAGUAUUCUCUAUGAAACCCUAUAAAGUGCAUGGUAAUAUUGUUUUGACAAAGCCCGUCUUGAUGCCUGGUUCACGUGUGUCAUGUACUCAGUGUGACCUGUGUGUUCAUCUCUCUGUGCUACCGCUGAGCUUGAGGAGCUGUGAACCUAGUGCGAUUUGAUUGUGCCUACAGUUGUGCACGCCACAAUUAUGUCACCAACAUCACAUGUGCCUGUUUGUGCUGCACGUGCUUUUACAAGAGCGGGACGUCUUCUGUCGUCGUCGUCGUCUUCUGUUGUAAACUCUCUGAAGCCUCUGGUGAGGACGUAUUUUGGAUUCAAGUCGCGCCCCGGUACCGACUUUCUGUGCAGCUUACGGCGUAAUGCGACUGCCACCUUGAGCAGUGGAUACGCUCGCGCGCAGGAGCUGCAAAUCCGCUCUUCCAUCCUCUGCUCCCAGUCUGUUUUGCAUUUGCUGUUGGAAACACUGAAGCGUGGUUGAAGCUUGGACCACUUAGACAUACCUGUGGCUUGGAUGCUCACUUUGCAAAGAGCAUCCAUCCACUGUUCCUCGCUCGCAGAGAACCUUCAAAUUGCCGUGCGUCUUUCAUUAAACACAAUCAGAUGCUGCUUCAGCUGCUUUCUGACCUUGAUCAAUGCGAAACUAAAGCCCUUGGUUUUGCGAGACAUUGUCUUUUCUAAUGUAAUGGAUUUAGAGCAGCGUGUUUUAAGCAUGAACUCAGGAACAGGCAGCACAAGCAACUGUGAGUCUGACUCUGAUUAUUAACCGUUUCCUGCUUUAAACAGGCUGAGUUAUGAGAGUUACCAUGGGGUGGGUGAAAAGAACUAGACACAUCGCUACCAGCCAUCAUUUGAUGGAAUCUAUAACACCACUACCCUGACUGCAUUGCACAACAUUAAAAUGUAUGUCAUUUUGCAGUAGCUGCCCUCGAUUUAGUUCUUCAUUUGUUUAUUUAUUCCUAAGCACAUUUUAACAUGUAUCUAUUUUUUAUACUAUUCUUUUGUGUUGUUUGUUUACGUUAAACCGUCUUCACCCUCAAAAUAGCAGAACAACGUCCACAUUUCUCAGGUGUCCUCUGAAUGUCCGCAGAUGAUCAUAUUUUCUAAGAUGCAUUCGAAGGCAUCCGGCUUUUUUAAAUGUCUAUUUUUGCACUGCAGUGCAUUUGCAUGACUAUAGUGCACACUCACAAUAAAAGCAUGUUGGAUUUUCUUUUUUGCAUAAUCUCGUUAGGUAAGAACACAAUCCUAUACAGUAGCUCGCUGUCGAGACUUGAUGCAGGUUGUUGACGUUUUCAGUCCAGUGCUGGCUUCAUUUACAUGAGAGGAAUAUUUGUUUUCAAAGUCUUAACUAGUCCAGGUUUUUUUAAAUAACGUCCCUGCUAUGUAAACAUAGAAAAUCUAUGCAUGUUGUAAUGUUCGAAUGCUACGUUUCUUUUGAACAGAUGUCCUGGUAGAGUGUGCAUGACCAACAGCUGCUCUGAGCUCAGCUAACGUCCUUAAAACUGUUAACCGCGUCUUAAACCUAUCUCCUCCGUCUUGGGUGUUGGUCAUUUUUGAAGGUGCAGACAAGACUUGAUGUGGCUGAGUUUUAUACUUUUAGGAGCGUUUUCUAAACCACAGCUUUGAAUUGAGGCUGAUUAUUCUAAUCUGAAGCAACCCUCAAACUCUCGACGUUUAACUGCAAUUAGCACUACACUUAACAGCUAUGUCGUUUAAACUGACAGGGUCAUUUUACGACAGGCCCGGCUACUAAUGACUUCCAGACUGACCUUUUCCCUCGCUGAGGACAUUAGAAUUCACCUUUCCACUCAAACAAAUGCUGCACACUCAUGUUCAGGUGUUUUCCAGACAUUCUGCUGAUGGUGAUAGCACAACAUGGGUAUUGUAUAAUGAGUAAUAAUGGCAUGACCUUGCACAUCUCUGCAAACAUAGCAGUGUAGAGGGGAUUAAGCUUUCUGUUCUGCGCUAUGCCUCCUAAUAGGAUUGUGCUUGAGCCGUUGAUGUUCUUGACGUGGAAGCACAGUGGUGUUAGACCAUAGAUUUAACUGUACAGUAGGGAGGUCUCAGUCGUGACAUGAAGUGUAUCAAUAACAUUGUUUACUGUUUACAUGUAAAAACAUACUGAAAUGUAAAAAAAACUAUGUACAGUACCAUCAAAUAAUUUGGAUAUCACUCUUUUCUGUAAUAAAUUCUGGAUUGUAUCUUUUGAA